This is a messenger RNA of Eruca vesicaria subsp. sativa (arugula), 3636 nucleotides long. Lineage: Eukaryota; Viridiplantae; Streptophyta; Magnoliopsida; Brassicales; Brassicaceae. The record is from the annotation of a GenBank genome assembly.
AACUAGAGAGAAAGCUAGAGGAAAACAAAAGGAAGAAAAAGAAGAAGAAGAAGAUGUUAGGGUUUUUGAUGUAUUUAUCCUGAGAUUUGAGCAAAAAGAAGAUGUUUUGGAUUGUGUCUACUUCUCACAAUCUUUCUUAAACUUGCUCACCGCACAGUUUAUUAUUUGCAAGGUUCUGCAAUCUCUAAAGCAACUUGGCAUCACAGUAGUUUUAGUGGUUCAGUAUGUCAGGUUCUGUUGUGUAAUUUGAAGGGGACUCUUGUUGUUUCUGUGAUGGAAAGAAACAGACCACAACAUCAGUUCCAGCAACACUCUAUGGAACCUGGAUAUGUGUAUGACUCUGUCCCUCAAGCAUUUACACCUGAUCAAACACACGUCACUCGUAAUUUGAAUGCUUCAGAUGUUAGGCCAGGGCUUCAUUACUCCAUACAAACAGGAGAAGAGUUCUCUCUUGAGUUUCUGCGAGAUAGAGUGAUCUCUCAAAGGUCUGCAAACCCCAAUGCAGCUGGUGACACGGUGGCAAAUGGGAUGCUGGAGUAUGAGAGAGCAAACUUUCCGCUUCAUGAGUUUGGAAACAAACUUGGGCAUAUCCAGUCAGCACCAGAAGCUUUAUUAGGAAACUUUCAUGGAUAUGCAUCUUCUUCAUCAGCCUCAGGUAGUUUAACAGCAAAGGUUAAAAUCCUUUGUAGCUUUGGUGGGAAGAUACUCCCACGUCCAGGCGAUUCAAAGCUUAGAUACGUUGGAGGUGAGACACACAUUAUUUCCAUAAGGAAAGAUAUAUCUUGGCAUGAACUCAAGCAAAAAGUUCUUGAGAUAUACUACAGGACUCAUGUUGUGAAGUACCAGCUUCCUGGUGAAGAUCUUGACGCCUUGGUGUCUGUAUCAUGUGAUGAAGAUUUACAGAACAUGAUGGAGGAGUAUAAUGAGAUGGAAAACCGUGGGGGUUCGCAGAAGCUUAGAGUGUUUCUUUUCUCUGUCAGUGAUUUGGAUGGUUCUCUUUUGGGGGUUAAUCAAAAUGAUGCUGACUCUGAGUUUCAGUAUGUUGUAGCUGUAAAUGAUAUGGAUAUUGGAUCAAGAAGCAACUCAACUCUUAAUAGACUGGACAGCAUUUCUGUGAAUAGUUUAGCUGAGCUGGAUGUUAGGAACACUGAGGGCAUCAACGGUCUUGCCCCUUCUGGGGUUGAUCACCAACAGUCCUCUAUGCAGUAUUCUGAGUCUGCACCACAAAGCUCCAUGCUACAGUAUCCUCAAUCUAUUCCACACAAUGCUGCAUAUCAGUUUCAGCAAGCUGUUCCGCCAAAUUAUGCACAGGCCAUUCCUCCAAGCCCCUCUCUUCAGUAUCCUCAAUCUAUUCCACCAGGUUCUACUCUUCAGUAUCCACAAUCUAUUUCUUCCAGCUCCUAUGGAAUGUACCCACAUUAUUAUGAAGAAAGACAGCAGUUUCCAAUGUAUCAUCAACACAGCUCUUCAAAUUACUCUGUUUCCAUGCCUUUCCAAGGCCAGCAGCCAAACCAUCACCCUGGCACAACACAGCAAAGCGCACCAGUGCAGUCAGGAGAGCUAAACAUUAAACCUGAGAUGAAAGUUCGUGAGACUAUAGAGCCUGAAAAUCGCCAGAAUCCUCCUCAAGCGGAUCAUAUCUCUGAAGUUCGGGAGGCAGCACCAGUUACUGCAACUGUACCUAGCCAGGAUGCUGCACAUAUGUUACCUCCAAGAAGAGAUCCACGGCAGAGCAAUCCUGUGAAGCCUCCUGCUUACCGUGAGGCUGUUUCUCCUGAGCAGGCUCCUGUAUCUGGUGAGGAUGAUCAGAUUUCAACAUCAAGUGGUACAUGUGGUCUUCCUCUGACUGACUCUGAGUCAAACUUAAUCGAUCUUGAUUACCCGGAGCCUUUACCGCCCACGCGGAGGGUAUAUGGUUCAGAGAGGAUACCUCGUGAACAUUUAGAAAUGCUAAACCGCCUUUCCAAGUCUGAUGACUCAAUAGCGUCUCAGUUCUUAAUGUCUCAUUCACAAACUGGACAGCAAGAUCUAGCAAAACAAGGAGAGGGUAAAAAAACACAUGAAGAUUCACAUAUUGUUAAUGAAACGACCUCUGAAAAGGUUUUAAACCCUGAUGCUGCCAACAAGGACAGAAUGGUCAAUGGUGGAGGUAUAGAGGCUGAAGCUCCUAAUUUUAGUCAUGUAGACACAUCCACUAAUCAUGUAAUCCCUGAAAACCGAGCUUCUUCAAGUGUUCUUAUUGACAUCAAUGAUCGGUUCCCUCAAGACUUCCUCUCUGAAAUAUUUGCAAAGGCACUCUCUGAGGACAUACCACCAGGCGUAGAUGCAUAUCAGCAUGAUGGGGCCGGUGUUAGUUUGAAUGUAGAGAACCAUGAUCCUAAAAACUGGUCUUAUUUUCGAAAACUGGCCGAGGAACAGUUCAGUGAAAAAGAUAUUCCUCCAGGCUUUCCAUCUGACAUGGAAGAUAGCCGAAUGAAUACCAAGUUGCAUCACAUCGCUCCAUUGACUAGAGAUGGUAUUACAACCGAGAACCGUGUGGAUGCUCAGUUGAAUGUAGGUCAAGAUCAUGAUUAUGUUGCUGGCAAUAACGAGGGUGCACAGAUGAAGGUCACAGAGAGUGAGGAAUUUGGUGCUAUGGUUGAGAAUCUAAGGACUCCGGAUUGUGAACAUGAGGAUAAUGAAAAGACAGAAACAAGGAAUGCUGGACUUCCUCCACUUGGUUCGCCUUUGUCAGAUUAUGAUACAAGUGGGUUGCAGAUCAUUAUGAACGAUGAUCUCGAGGAGCUAAAGGAACUUGGUGCCGGCACGUUCGGUACAGUGUAUCAUGGGAAAUGGAGAGGAUCAGAUGUUGCCAUCAAGAGGAUAAAGAAGAGUUGCUUUGCUGGUCGAUCUUCUGAACAAGAGAGAUUAACUGGUGAAUUCUGGGGAGAAGCUGAAAUUUUGUCAAAGCUUCAUCAUCCAAACGUGGUUGCAUUUUAUGGUGUUGUAAAAGAUGGACCUGGUGGGACAUUGGCUACUGUAGCAGAGUACAUGGUUGAUGGCUCUCUUAGACAUGUUCUAAUCAGGAAAGAUAGACACCUGGAUCGUCGUAAGAGACUAAUCAUCGCAAUGGAUGCUGCAUUUGGAAUGGAAUAUUUGCACGCCAAAAACAUUGUUCACUUCGAUUUGAAAUGUGACAAUUUACUUGUAAACCUCAAAGAUCCUUCUCGCCCAAUCUGCAAGGUUGGUGAUUUCGGUUUGUCGAAAAUUAAAAGAAAUACAUUAGUAUCUGGUGGUGUACGUGGAACCCUUCCAUGGAUGGCACCAGAGCUUCUAAACGGUAGCAGCAGCAAAGUUUCAGAGAAGGUGGAUGUCUUCUCUUUUGGUAUAGUCUUGUGGGAGAUUCUAACUGGAGAGGAACCAUAUGCUAAUAUGCACUAUGGUGCUAUAAUAGGUGGGAUAGUGAACAACACACUGAGGCCGACCAUACCAAGUUACUGUGACACUGACUGGAGAAUACUAAUGGAGGAAUGUUGGGCGCCUAAUCCGACGGCACGGCCAUCCUUCACGGAGAUAGCUGGUCGGUUACGUGUGAUGACAACUGCUGUAACUUCGAACCAGUCCAAACCGCCAGCUCACAAUAAGGCUUCAAAGUAA